This is a messenger RNA of Neltuma alba, 1647 nucleotides long. RefSeq names its product mRNA-decapping enzyme-like protein. Gene Ontology annotation, cellular component: P-body. Bases 209 to 1282 code for a protein of 357 amino acids. Gene Ontology annotation, biological process: positive regulation of catalytic activity; deadenylation-independent decapping of nuclear-transcribed mRNA; deadenylation-dependent decapping of nuclear-transcribed mRNA. The transcript has 8 exons. The record is from RefSeq and is a predicted model, not a curated record. Gene Ontology annotation, molecular function: enzyme activator activity; mRNA binding. Lineage: Eukaryota; Viridiplantae; Streptophyta; Magnoliopsida; Fabales; Fabaceae.
UUUGGGUCGGAACAGUUUCGUUGUAGAUUAGGGGAAAGACCGAAAAUCGGAAGGGGGCGAGUGCGACUCUGUUUGCUAUUAAGACGGUUGGGGCCUCUUUCUUCUCAAGUCCAAGUCUCCACUCCUCUUCUUUCACUUCUGCGUUCGCUGCCCUAUCGUUGUCUUUCGCAGUGGCAAGGUUUCAGGGUUUUUGCAUCAUCGAACGAAAAUGUCUCAAACCAAGAAAUUGACGCCGAAUCUUGAUCAGCAGAGCACGAAGAUGCUCAAUCUCACUGUUCUCCAGAGGAGAGAUCCAUGCAUCGAAGAGAUUUUGUUUACUGCCUCUCAUGUUUCUUUCUACUCGUUCAACAUCGAAAGCAAUCAAUGGAGUCGUAAGGAUGUUGAAGGAUCUCUCUUUGUCGUGAAGAGGAAUACAGAACCUCAAUUUCAAUUCAUCGUAAUGAACCGCCGCAAUGCAGAUAAUCUAGUGGAAAAUCUAUUGGAUUUUGAGUAUGAACUGAAAAAGCCAUACUUAUUAUAUAGGAAUGCUGCCCAAGAAGUUAAUGGUAUAUGGUUUUACAAUUCAGAUGAAAGUGAAGAAGUCGCAAGUCUCUUUAAUGGGAUACUUGAUGCACACUUAAAGGUAGCUCCAAAGACAAAAUUGCCUUAUAGCAAAAGUGAAUUUGAGGAACUUGAACCGGUAGCAAUUACAGCAGAAAAGCAUCUGAAGUCCUCUUCAGCCACCCCUUCUACAAUCGGUGCACUUGAAGAUCCUGCACUUGUAGACUACCUCAAUACAGAUAAGGUCACUGGUAACUAUAUUUCAAAUGUGGAAAGUUUAAGACAGUCCUACCAUUCUGGAAAUGCUGCUUCUGUUGCUCCCAGUGGUGUAUUUUCUGCUGCCCCGUCUAUGAAUGUACCAUCUGCUUCUCACUCAGCUUCAUUGCUGCCAGCCUUCCUGCACGACUCUUCUGAUACAAGCAAGAGGGGCAGUCAAAACGCCAAUCUUUUGAAGCCCUCUGCAUUUUUUGCGUCCACUCUCUCUCCAUCUGCACCUUCUGCAGCUUUUCUUAAUUUCCUGAAUCAGCCGCAGCCGCAGCCGCAGCCGCGCCAACAUGGCACACCGUUGCUUCAACCAUUUCCACCGCCAAGUCCACCUCCAUCUCUUAACCCAACUAAUACCCCCACCCCCAACAAGCCUGUUAUCAGAAGGGAGAAAGUGCGUGAUGCACUUUUAUCACUUGUUCAGGAUGAUCAAUUCGUUGACAUGGUGUUUCAGACAUUGCUAAAGCCGCAACAUUGAUGAGUAGUUUCAAGUCGGAGUCGAGAGUUUUCCAUAUGGACCUGGUUCUGUAGAUAGUAGUUAACAAGAGCUCAUCUCUUGGUGUUACUUCAUAUAGCUUUCCGUCUAUCCUAAGCUCUUCCCCCCCCCCCCUCCUUGGUGACAAGUCUAUCCUAAGGUUUGAUCACUGCUAAGGUAUACCCGUAAUGUGUGGAUGGUGUCAAUAAUUGUUUUGAUUUUGCGUCAGUUUUGCCCUUUACGUUUAUUUUGUAUUUUUGGCACAGACGUUAGAGUUAAAUUGAUUGGGUGUCUAACCUCGACCUCUUCCUCGGCCAUUUUGACUGAGGCUGUCUUUAAUUCUUUAUACAGUUAAGCCUCUCAGCAAA